AUGUAUUUACCAACAUUUUACAAAUUAGGAUACGAAGCUUGGACUGCCAAGAGCAAGAGAUUCUUGGGAAUUAUGCCAGCUGUUGGCUGUUGGGGUAUGCUUUACUAUUUAAUUAAAUUCUAGCUGUCUGGGCACUCUACCCAAAUCUUUACAACACAAUAUACACCGAUUUCAUUCCCCCUCCCAAAGGUAAUUGUAUGUCCUAAAUGAAGGUGUCUAAAGAAGAGUAUAAGAUGCAUGA
Molecule: messenger RNA, 241 nt
Organism: Paramecium octaurelia
Lineage: Eukaryota; Ciliophora; Oligohymenophorea; Peniculida; Parameciidae
Source: the annotation of a GenBank genome assembly